Molecule: messenger RNA, 417 nt
Organism: Ordospora colligata OC4
Lineage: Eukaryota; Fungi; Microsporidia; Ordosporidae
Exons: 1
Coding region: 1-417 (138 amino acids)
Source: RefSeq, a predicted model, not a curated record
AUGUGUAAGAAAGUAGAUAUUAUUGAGAGAGGAGAAGCAGGAUGUGUGGAUGCAGUUGUGCAUGGAUGCAGCUGCAUGCAUGUUGUUUUUGAAAGGAUAUGUGAAUCGAAGAGGAUUGAAGAUAUGCGAUUUGAAUGUAUGAGAGGGAUGCAUGAAAGAUCAGUUAAGGUUUUUGAGGCAGGAAGGAGGAUAGAGUUUGGAUAUGAGUUUUUAGUUGAGUAUGUUUUGAUGUGUGCAGGGAUUAUUGAGUAUGAAUGCAAGGUUGAUGUUUUUGAGGAAAUUGAUGGAGCGUGCCUGCUGAAAGGAGUUUUAUAUGCGAUAGAUGAUGAGUACAAGUUAGGAGUGAAUGUGCAGCUGAAUGGAAAUGAUGUGAAGGUUGAGGUUGGGGAGAAGGUUGUAUAUGAGAUGAAGGAGUGA